Molecule: messenger RNA, 680 nt
Organism: Neltuma alba
Lineage: Eukaryota; Viridiplantae; Streptophyta; Magnoliopsida; Fabales; Fabaceae
Product: universal stress protein A-like protein
Exons: 3
Coding region: 97-588 (163 amino acids)
Source: RefSeq, a predicted model, not a curated record
GUUUCAGACAAAUAUGAAAACGGGAAUCACCCUUUUAAAUUGCACUCCUCAGUCCUCAAAGGUCUCCGUUCUCAACAAUCAUAUCAAAACGAAGGAAUGGCAGAAAAGGAACGUCGAAUCCUGGUGGCCGUGGACGAAGGAGAGGAGAGCAUGUACGCCCUCUCCUGGUGCCUCCACAAUCUCGUUUUCCCAAAUUCCAACGACACACUCAUUCUCCUCCACUGCAAGCCCUCUCGUCUUGUUUAUCCAGCCUUAGAUGGCACCGGAUAUUUGUUCUCUUCUGAUAUAACGGCGACGGUGGAGAGGUACAGCGACCGAGUGGCGGACGGCGUCUUGGAGAAAGCUCAGAAACUGUGCAUUAAUCUGCAACAGGUGGAGACGAGAGUGGAGAACGGGGACCCGAGGGACGUGAUCUGUGAGAUGGCGGAGAAGUUGGGAGCGGAUGUGCUGGUGAUGGGAAGCCAUGGGUACGGCCUCAUCAAGAGGGCUCUCCUUGGGAGUGUCAGCAGCCAUUGCGCUCAGAACGUGAAGUGCCCAGUGCUCAUUGUGAAGAAGCCCAAAACUUCGUCUCCCCCUUCCCGCCCCUGAUUCACUCGAGAUUCCUUCCUUCUCCCUUUCUUUUGCGUGCCCUGUUGUUGUGCUGUUUUGUUCUCUCAGUAUAAUUUCAGAUUUUUUAUUUU